This is a messenger RNA of Aureobasidium musti, 2241 nucleotides long. The record is from the annotation of a GenBank genome assembly. NCBI's taxonomy places the organism in Eukaryota, Fungi, Ascomycota, Dothideomycetes, Dothideales, Saccotheciaceae.
AUGGUGCGCGCAGGUUCACGAGCCCCUUCGGUGGGGCAGAGUUCCGCAGCAAAGAUCCGUGAUCGACGCAAGAAGACCUACAAGGUCCAACUCGAACACGUUAGGACCAAGAAGAAGAAACUCAAACUCCAUGUCCGUCGUCUUGCUACUCUUAUGUCAAGCUCCUUUACUGAACCAUCUCAACUCAGNGAUAUCCAAGGCUCUGCAGUCCCAAAAGAAGGCUACACCUUUCUCCCUGUUGGCUACGCCGAUCUAGCCGAGCGUUGUAAAGAAAAAUCAAGACAACUAGGCGUCGACGUAGCUGUUGUCUCCGUGCGUAUCUUCAUCUCAAGCUGGAUCCUUCACAAAGCAUUCCUUCGUAAAAUCAGCUCUCCUUCUAACCAUACACUCAGNGCUGGCACGAGACGCACUGGACCUGCCGAUCCUCAAAAGCUUACCCACCACGUACAUCGCGUUGGUUAUCAUUUCCGUUCCGACAUCUUUGACCAGGCCUGCAACUUCCUGGGCUACCGUGAGGUCAACGGUAAGCUAAUACGCGACACUGGUUUCGAUACCACUUCUCGAUUUGAGCGGACAAUUGCACGUUUUGCACCUCGCCUCGAGCUCAACGCCAACAAUCGAUCGACCGACCAGAGCACUAAAGUCAAAGAAUACAUACGUGAACUCUUCCCGAAGAUCCCCGAAGAAGACCUCGAAGAAAUCUACAAGCGCGCAUGGGAGCAGGGCACCACGACUGUAGGUAAUGCAUCUGACUUGUCGCUGUCUAGACAGGUACAACUGGCCACGAUCGCUCGCAUCAGGCACACGUACACCGACUAUGAUAAGCUGCUCAAAUUAGUCAGCUGGAAGGAAGCUCGCCAGAUCGUCGAGCCCAUGUCACUCACAAAGCUGAUUGAGUGGCGUGGAGAGAACGACAAUGACACUGAGGACUUCGAAGAAAUCCUUCGAGAGACCAUUGUCAUCGAUGACGAUGACGAGCUCGAUGACGCUGAUAGUGAUACCGACAGUAACGGUGCUGCUUCAGGGGAUGAUGGUAGUGAUACCAGCCUGGAGAUUUUGCAACAGACUCUGGCUCCCAAAGACCUCAAUGUUGGAGUUGGCGAGAGGAUACGCAAUGCUGUUACAUCUGUAGGCCGCACAGCUGGUAGAGCUUUGCCCGCUGCGGUCCAGACACGCUGGCACAAUGCUCGUAUGCAACAGCAGCGUGCGGACCAGGCUGUUAUGCCUCACGGCCAUGGUGGCCAGAUCUCUGUCUCUCUCGAUCAAGGAGGUAAUGUUCCGCGUAAGGUUGUCUCGGAUGGGGUCGAGUAUGUACGGGUAAGUUCAUUCGCUUUCCUUGUCAUCACGUCAUCGAAUAGACCAUAUAACUUUGCACCUAGNAUCUCGUCGAGUCCGGAGCCCGAGAAGGAGCAAUAUCUCCAGCGCAGCAUGCCUGGUGCGUGGCCUAAAAGUGGCACUAUUUCUGCUCUUGAGUACCGUCAAGCCCCAGUGACUCACGGUCAUCAUGUCACUCAGGAAAUCUCGACCUCCAGAGCGCCACAGCGCGCCGCUCUGGGUCGCCCUCCCAAUGAUUUGCCUAUGUGGGAUCGUCUCGAAAGACGCCCCAUGUACCCAACACUCGGGGCACCCGUCAUUGAUCUAACAACCCCUCCCACUUUAAGGNNGGGAGGGUAUGGAGAUAGAAUCUCAUACACAGGCCCUCCAGAAUUUGGAUAUCGCGCACAUGAACAACCUGCGCAUGUUGCCGCUCCAAGGGGAGUGCCCCAUCGCAACGUGUACAGGCCAGGUAUGGCUGAUGAUGAUGUGAUCUACGCUGGAGCACAAACCAGACCACAAGGUCGCCGCUAUGAGUCGUACAACUAUGGUGGCAUUCCUGAACGUGUUGAGGUGGUCAAGCCGGAGGACUACCCUAUUCCUUCUCGCGAAGAACCUCACCCUGGAUAUCCUAUGUUGGAUCCGAAGGAAGUGAAUAUGAGAGCUCCUGUGACUAACCUCCAGACAAGAUCUGUACAACAUCAACCUGUGUUUGGUCAGCCUGCAUAUCCUCAGAUGAGAUCGCAGACAGUGGCAAUGCAGGUGGUGCCUCGCCCAGUGCAUGGCGCACCAGCUGCAGUACAGCCAAUGCCAACACAUGAGAGAGCACCCUCUGUGGGCCAGGCAGCACCAGCCUUUGGCGCACCAUCUCCUCAGAGGUUCUUUGUGGGCAGCAGUCAUCAGCCAUACUAUGUGCCUGACAGAUGA